Entelurus aequoreus (snake pipefish) is the source of this 4866-nucleotide messenger RNA. It is a transcript of the gene nup62l, whose product is annotated as nucleoporin 62 like. Gene Ontology annotation, biological process: RNA export from nucleus; protein import into nucleus. Gene Ontology annotation, cellular component: nuclear pore central transport channel; nuclear pore. The transcript is spliced from 2 exons. The record is from RefSeq and is a predicted model, not a curated record. Lineage: Eukaryota; Metazoa; Chordata; Actinopteri; Syngnathiformes; Syngnathidae. Gene Ontology annotation, molecular function: phospholipid binding; structural constituent of nuclear pore. The coding region runs from base 273 to 2009 and encodes 578 amino acids.
AGAAAAUAGGCGGACGUUACGUCAUUUCCGUUAGUGUGCUACAAAAAUGAUAUGACGUCGCAAUGAAUGUAAAGCCACGCUUUUAUACUUUGAUGUGUUAGUCGUUCGUUACUUAAAUGUAAUGCUAACUAACACGCGGCAAACUUUUGACCACUUCCGCCAUCGGCAAAGCCAACUUUGGAUUCAACUUGGAGGAAGUUGGAGACGAGUGACCCGCCAAAAAAAAAGCUAGCGAGGUUCGUGACCAUUUUGUUUCUUUGGAGUGAGCAACAAUGAGCGGCUUCAACUUCGGCCAGCCCACCGGGGGCUUCACUUUCGGGGCUCCGAACACGACAGCCACGGCGGCGCCCACCGCAGGCUUUGGUCUGCCGUCGGCCGCGCCAGCAGCAGCAGCAGCAGCCGCCGCCGGAGGUGGCUUCACUUUCGGGUCAGCCCCCCAGAUGGGUGCCAGUAACCCCACCGGCGGCUUUAGCUUCGGUACCCCGGCAAAGACCACCGUGCCCAGCGGCAGCCUCUCGUUCGGGACCCCCACCACCACCACCUUUAGUCUGGGCUCAACCCCGCAAACCACAACCGCGGCACCGGGUGCAGGUCUCACGCUGGGCUCCGCCGCCGCGGCCCCGGCUGCGCCUUCAGGGUUCGGCCUGAUCCCAGGCUUGACGGCCCCGGCUGGAGGAGGCUUCUCUUUUGGCGGUGCUGCCGCCCCGCUUCAGCCCCAACCGACAGCGCCACCUGCGAUGGCAACAGCCGCCCCUGCAGCUGCACCUGGCGGGGUCUCAUUCGGAGGCUUCAGCUUCGGCGGCACCAAGGUCCAGGUUACCACAGCCGCACCCACCGCUGCCGUCCCAGGGGGAGGCUUUGCUUUUGGCUCCACUGCUCCCUCAAACCUCACCAUGGGUGCCCCGCCUGCCGCCGCCGCCACAGGGGGAGGCUUUGCUUUUGGCUCCACUGCCCAACCAAACCUUACCCUGGGCGCCCAGCCUGCCACCACCACUGCACCCUUAGCUGCUUUGGGUGGAGGUUUCGGCAUGGGGAUCAAACCCUCAUCCACCCCAGCGCCCCCCGUAACCUCCCAGGCUGCGUCAUCAAUCGCCCCCUCUCUUUUUACGACCCCCGCCGCCACAACCGCCCCUGCAGCUGGAUCUGGCUUUUCUUUCGGUGCAGCUCCAACUUCGACUGCAGCUCCCGCGACCGCCGCCGCCACCACCACCGCAGCCAGUGGAGGUCUGUCGCUUACGCUCAAGCCUCUGGGAGCGGCAACCGCCACCUCCAUUGUCGCUCCAGUCCCCGCAGCCACGACCGGGUCCUCCACCACGGGCUUCUCGCUGGCGGUCAAACCGCAGUCCAUCACGAGCGCCGCCGCCGCCACCACAGCCCUGACUACAGCGGCCAUCGCCCUCGCAACCGCCGCCCCCGCUGUGAUGACCUACGUGCAGCUGGAAGGUCUCAUAAACAAGUGGAGCCUCGAGCUGGAGGACCAGGAGAGACAUUUCCUGCAGCAGGCCACUCAGGUCAACGCCUGGGACCGCAUGCUGGUGGAGAACGGCGAGAAGAUCACGUCCCUGCACAAGGAGAUGGAGAAGGUAAAGCUGGACCAGAGGAGGCUCAACCAGGAGUUGGACUUCAUCCUGUCUCAGCAGAAGGAGCUGGAGGACGUGCUGUGUCCACUGGAAGACACGGUGAAGGAGCAGAGCGGCACCAUCUACAUGCAGAACGCGGACGAGGAGCGCGAGAGAACCUACAAGCUGGCGGAGAACGUGGACGCGCAGCUCAAGAGGAUGUCUCAGGACCUGAAGGAGAUCAUCGAGCACCUGAACACGUCCAGCGGCCCCGCAGACACCAGCGACCCGCUCCAGCAGAUCUGCAAAAUCCUCAACGCCCACAUGGAUUCACUCCAGUGGAUCGACCAGAAUUCAGGGCUCCUGCAGAGACGAGUGGAGGAGGUGUCGAAACUGUGCGACAACCAGCGUAAAGAGCAGGAGAAGACCUUCCGUUUAACCUUUGACUGACCCGCACAAACAUUUUAUUGACAAAAAUGUCUCUUCGGUAUUUUUGUCAGACCAAAAGUGUUGAUCACUGUCUGUGUCGGCCUUCUUCUCACGUCCUUUUCAACGCAGCUCGCUUUUUCAUAGAUAACUGAAGAAAAGGUUUAAUGUCAUAAAAAAUAUUCAAGAAAUGUAAUGCAGGGUUUUCUCAGUGAAUAAAGCAACACCACGAUGGGCAAACAUGAAUUCAUUGACUGGCUAAAUCAGGGGUGUCCAAAGUGCGGCCCGGGGGCCAUUUGCGGCCCGCAGCUAAUUGUUUAGCGGCCCGCCACAUAUUCUGGAAAUGCUAUUGCAAAAUUUAAAAAUUAACAUAAAAAAAAAAUGGAAUGAGGUGAAAUCCAACAAGGAACAGUUGCAAUGUUGACACAAAGCUGCUAUGCAGGCUGUUUGUUUUUCUUUUGUCUUUCUUUGCUUUUUUUGCCAUUGCUCAAAAAAAAAAAAAUUCAAUGUUAUAAUCAAUUAUUGAUCUAUGCAAGGCUCCAAUUACUUCAAAUAUUUCACUUUAAAAUGUUUUAUGUGGAAAAUAUUGUGUUGCCAUAUAAAAACAAUGUUUUCUUUGACAUAAUAGCAUAAAACAAACAAAAUAAUAGUUCAAAUGUAAAACGGACAGAUGUAUCUGAAGUUGAUCUCGUAAUUUAAGUGUUGAAAGUAAAAAAAAUAUACGAUAAAAAUGUAUCACUUUAUGAGUGGGGGACCUUUUGGAUCCCAAAUGUAUUUAAUGGAAUUUUAUUGAUCUUUUCACUGUGAUUAAUGAAAAAUAAUAAUACAUUAAAAUCAAUGGUGUCCUGCAUUAUUGAUCUUUUUAGGGCUCCAAUUACUUCACAUCAAACAUUGCUUUCUGAAUGUUUUGGGCGGUGGGGAAAAAACUGCAUAUUUCAGUUUUACUAUAAAAAAACAAAGUUGUCUGACAGAAAAGGCAUAAAACCUUUUUUUUUAAUGUUAUAUCAACCUGAAGUUGAUAUAGAGAUUUACUGUAGGCGUUAAAUAAAUAAUAAUAAUAAUGUGACUUAUUUUUAACAUUUUAAUGACUGAGACCCUUUAUAUUUAUAUAUUUUGUUAUGAUUUGAAAAUGAAAAAUAUCAAAAUGGCCCCCGCAUGCUUUAAUUUUUCAGUGUGCGGCCCUCAAUAGAAAAAGUUUGGACACCCCUGGGCUAAAUGAACUAAAACAUCACUAAGUAUUAUUAGCCACUAAUCAGAUCAUGCUGUUCAGUAUGGUGGCCACUGAUUGGUUCAGCCUAAAACAGCAGGACUUUAAUGGAUUAAGUGACUAAAGGAUGAUGUUUCAUGCCAAGAAGGCUCUUAUGUUGAAAAAUGUAUUUAGUAGGUUGAAAUCAGUUUUUUAUGCUCUGGCUAUUAAGAUAUUUGAUCUGUAAUUAAUAAUAAUUCACUGUGAUGUUUGGAACCAAUUAACAGCGAUAAACGAGGGAUUACUGGAUAUGUCAUUUUUAGCAAAUUAUAUUAGGUCAUGCUUGGAUGCCUAAUACCAGAAUUAGUUAAUUUGUGGAAAAGUAAUAGCAACAUUAAAGCUGAAUAUCAUUCUAAAAACAAAAAUUUUGACAUUGUAAACAUUCAUUUAAACAAUGUUUAUUGAACAUUCAAAUGUAACACAUUCCUGAAUAAUUUUACAAUUUUUUAAUUUUUUUUUGCAGCUAUCCUGCCUUAAGCUUCCUCACAAAAAAAGAGAAUCACUUCAGUGACAAUGCUACCAUGAUGCAACAAUAAUUACAAAACCAGCAUCUUGAGAGUUGCCAUGAAGUAUUUCUACAGUCACCAUGAAUGAAAAAGUACAAAAAUCCUGAAUAAUUAAAUGUAAAAACUGUGCCUUCUCUGUAUGGGUUUUCAAAUGAUGCAAGGUUUUAAAGAGACAGUACCCCUGUUUUUAUACAGACGUUGGUCCAGUGCAGGCAAAAAACUAAGCAUCUUUGGCUCAAUUUAUCAAAAAAUAAAUAUACAAUAUGCAGAAAUAUAUACAAAAAUCAUCUAUACAGUGUUGAAAGACUAACAAAAACAUGUUGCAUUGAAUUUUACACCUGCACAAUCUAAUGACUACCUGGAGCUCUUGUACUCGACAAGUGUCCACUAAUUUAAGACAAAUAAGUUGAUUAGAAGUCGUUUUUUAAGAAUAGCUUUCAUUGUCGACCCACGUUGUCGACCACUGCUUCUUCUCAAAAGGGUCCAGCUUGACUUUGCCGUCCGGGCAGUGAGGAGACUCCUUUCGGAUGCGCACGGCGUGGUACUGGGGAACGAUGUUGUCUUGCUUGGAGCGUUUAAAGAAUCCACACUGGAUGAAGGAAAUAAUUCCCAAAAUAGAUAUUAGUUGAAUACAAUAACUGUGCAAAAAGACUGUUAAGCAUGCGUUUACAAAAUCCAAGCAUCAAAAGCAUUUUGUGACACGUUUUGCAGAAAUUCGUGUUGCUGGUGUGCAAUACGUGUCAAGUUAAAUCCGUGCGUGAAGCUGCAGGGUGAGUUCAUUAGUGGCUGCGCAUGCUCAGGGCUAUUUAUUUUUAUUUAUUUUUUUUACCCAUGCUCAAGAGCACAUAAUCAGGCCUCGGCAGAGAGCUUGUCUUUGUCAGAGGGCUGAACAUGGAUCUCAGCCUUGUGAUAGGCCGCGUCGUAAUCGUCUUUGGACGCUCUCUUGAAGAAACCACACUGAGAGGAGGGAGGAGCAAUCAACUGUUAGCCAAACUAAAAUGAAGGAUGUAUUCGACAUAGGAAACCAUGACUGUAUUUCUCACUGUCGCUUUAUUUAAAGGAAUGUUGUUCUAACAAUGUUUGUGACAAACAAGUAUGAGAGAAAUAAAAAUCUAUUGUUUUUGCUCCA